AUGCCUACAUCGAAACGCACUAACAAAACGUCAGGAUUUUCUGACGUCCCUGGUUUGGCGGUGGGGGCACUCAAACGAGGUGAAAUGUCUUCCCGACAAGAAGACAUUGACUACCGCGAAAUGGCGGAUAUUUAUCGUACAUUCUGUCCGCCCCUCGUCAAUAGACGCUGCAGAAAACUCCAGGUCAUCGAUCCUGAUAUCGUAAAGUUCGUGUCAGACUUCUCACAGCAGCAAGCCAAACAAAUGGGUGUACCAGCAUGGCUUUCUAAGAAAGUGUUAUACCCCGACGCUAUGACCAUUAGCAAAGUCCGAGGACAAAAGGCUGGCGGAACUUCGUACUUCUUGCCGAGGUAUCUUGACUCUCGGGAGAUCAAGAACCUUCUAACCGAAAUGGAAGAAGACCCACACAUGGAUAUUAGUGUCAUGAGUACUUUGGAGUCAUCUGGUGAAAAGGUGGUGUUGAGAUCUCCCGAGGGACAUGAUGCCGUCAUCGCCCCAAAACGUGCUACUUUCUUUAAUCAGGGCCUUCUUCAGCUCGGUAAAGACCUGAGAAGGGCUGAAAAAAAAACCGCAGGCUCCUUUGCAUCAAGGAAGGUGCAUUAUCCACCAACUUACAAAGCGCAUAGCACUACCGACACCUCUGUAAUCCCACCCAGUGCAGACCCCCGUUAUUCUAACCUUCCAUUCGGUUUGGUUCAAGAAAGCUUAAAAGAACCCCCACGAGUAUACACCAGGACCCGUAAGAAAGCUCUGCAGGGGCAUCUGUUUGAGGCCAACGCCAACUUCAACAGCGCGAUUCGAUUCGCCCUGCCAGAGCAUCUAGGUAACCUUAGUGGACUGAAUGUCCUCCAGUACAUUCAGCAGUUUUGUUCAGUUAAAUCGGAUCUGCGUGAUGUGCUUAUCCAUCGCUACCAGAACACCUCGAACUGGGAGCGGAAGGCGCCGUUUGAUAUGGUGAAGGAGCACGCACGUACAGCCCUGUUGGGAAUGAUAAAUGAGGAUGAAUUGGAUGAUUUUAUGGGGUACUUUAAGUUUUCAGAUGGCUUUACACUAAACAGGCAGGUGUAUGUGAAAAUAAUGGCGCUUAUAUUUCGCAUCUACGGUAGUCGACUGGCGGAAGUGGAUAAGGACUUUUGGAGGUUCUGUGCGGCCCCUCUCGAAUAUGUCGAUUUCAGGGGCCUCCUAGAUAGGCUGCUGGACGUAGAGUUGACCCCCAAUCUGCGGAAGCUCCUUGUAAAACUUACUCAAAUUGCAGUGGAAUUCCAUCUAACGUAG
This is a messenger RNA of Mesocestoides corti, 1275 nucleotides long. NCBI's taxonomy places the organism in Eukaryota, Metazoa, Platyhelminthes, Cestoda, Cyclophyllidea, Mesocestoididae. The record is from the annotation of a GenBank genome assembly.